AUGAACCCCAACGACAGCGGCUCUGCCAACAAUGGCAACGGCCAUCUCAACGUCCCCGGAGACGAAGUUCCUCCUCCGCCAUACUCGGAGACUGAUGUCUACAGCACCUCGGGCGGCUCUCGCUCUCCUCACACAGCAUCAGCACCAUCAGUAGCCGCAUCGGCAACGGCAGCUGCGGCAACUCCAUCACACAGCUUCGUCGACGAUGCUGCUUCGUCGACUGCUGACGAGGUCAUUUACACGCCUCCUCUGACUCCUCGCACCUCUCCUGGCUCUGCGCAACCGGCCGCCUCGCUAUACUUUGAUCUGAGGCCUGCCCCCCAACAAGACACCGGCAGUGACAUGAUCCGCAUGACGCUUAUCCAUAAUAUUGAAGUGACUGAUAUCUCGCAACCUGAUGAUUUCCCUUAUGAGAGCGACUGGGCUGCCCGAGAUGUCACUGCGCUGGAUUGGUCCACCUUUAUCAAUUUCCUGAUUCCCGAUCAUAUGACAAGGCAGAAUGAAGUCGUCAUUCAUAGAAAGCUACUCGAUGAGAUGCAGAGAUCGGAAACAGGUAGCACCAACAACAACAACAACAACAACAACACAGCCCAGGUAGAGGCCCAGCUCAACCAAAUCGCCGAUGCUCGCAAUCCCGCCAAUCCUGAUUCUCAGCGACGGAGGAGAGACGUUGAAGCCACCGUCCAGCAAUGGAACGAUGGCUUCUUCGGCCCCCGAGGCAUCCAAGUUCGCCUCGAGCCCCCGAGAACUCCCUCGGCGCAGAUGCCAGGUGCUUGGGAGGCCAACUUUGACCAGGCAUCGGAAGCUGGUCGAUCUACCCAGUCCUCGCAGACUGCAGGCCGCUCUGCUCCGGCUAGCGGUGGUUCAUGGGGCGGUUUCCAAGUCGAUGACAACGGUGUUCGGUAUGGCAACAGCUUUGUCGCGGACCAAAAUGGCUUGCGCAUCGGAAAUUUGAUCAUGGAUCAGCGCGGCAUUCGUUUUCAUAAUGACGCUGCGCAAGGUCAACUGCCAGCCGCAGAUGCUGACCGGGAUGUUCGCGGCCGGACAGCCUAUCAACACGGGGGCGAUGAAGAAGCAUGCCACAAACGCUCUUCUUCGGCCUCCUCCACAUCUUCUUCUUCCUCUUCGAGUUCUGAAUCAUCCAUUGGCUCUCUCCCCAGCUACGAUGAUAUUCCUGUCAACUCUGUGCAGCUUUACAUUGCCCGACUCCAAGAUUGGACCAAGAAUCCUGACCAGCUCCGCACCAGGGGUGACGUCAAGCAGCUCAAGGCCGAACUCAAGGGCGUCCCCAAGUCUCGGGAUGUGCCUACUGAUGUGGAUAAGAAAGAGCUCAAGGCACAGAUUAAGACGUUGACAACUCUUUGGAGACAAGUCAAGAAGAAUCAGAGAAGAGAACGCAGGGCCCAGAGAAAGGAGCGACGUGGCAAGAGGAGGGCAGAACGUAAGGAGAAGAGGCAGCAUAGAAAAGAGAUGAGAAAGGCCCGGAGGGAAGCCCGGAGAGGCCAAAGCACCCCCGUGCCUCCCGUACCUCCGCCUCCGCCUCCCCCCUGUAUCCCCCCUCUGCCGCCGCAUGUUCCUGGAACCACGGUGCCGCCCGUUCCUCCCGUUCCUCCGGUGAAUGCCUCUCCAUGGACUGGCACUUUCCCAUGGGGCCGCGGUAGAGGAGGCAGAGGAGGCAGAGGAGGACACCAUCCUCACCCCCAUCCUCACCAUCACCAGCCACAUUACGAUUUGCCUCGAGGAAGAGGCUGGGGCGCAUGGAAUAAUCCCCAAGCCUCCAAUGGCAGGGGCUUCGCGGGCAAGAAUGGCGUGUUUGGGCCGGAUGGGCCGUUUGGUCCUGAGGGACCAUUCGGUCCAGGAGGACCGUUUGGCGAAAAGGGCAUAUUUGGAAGCGACGGCGUAUUUGGUCCGAAUGGUUUCUUUGGACCUGGCCAGGAUGAGAAGCAACAGCAGCAGCACGCAGAGCAGCAGAGACAGCAAGCAGAACAACAGAGGCAGCAACAGCUGCAACACGCAGAACAACAGAGGCAGCAGCUGCUGCAACACGCAGAGCAACAGAGGCAACACUAUCAACAACAAGCGGAGCAGCAGAGGCAGCACGCAGAGCAGCAGAGGCAACACUAUCAACAACAAGCCGAACAGCAAAUACAGCAUCUGCAACAACACCAGCAACAGCAGUGGCAACAAUACCAACAGCAACGGCAGGCCAGUGCCUCAUCCCUGCCCGGCUCCUGGCCCGACGAGAAAAAGCAGCAGCAGCAGCAGCAGCAGCCAGCUUCAGCCUCGCAAGACGACGACCAAAUCCCGCCUCCCGGCCCGAGGGCUUCCGCAAAGUAUAACACCAUAGGGGCCCUGGAGAGGACCAUCCAGGCGCAGACCGCGGCGGCGGAGAAGGCCGAGGGUCUUCAGAGGGAGCAGGUGGAGAAGGCGAUUGCGACGAUGAAGAAGCAGCUGGAGGCGUUGAGGGUGCAAGCUGACGAGGAGUAUGCGAAGGAGUUGAGUGGGAAUUGA
This is a messenger RNA of Trichoderma aggressivum f. europaeum, 2511 nucleotides long. RefSeq lists its product as uncharacterized. The coding region runs from base 1 to 2511 and encodes 836 amino acids. Gene Ontology annotation, cellular component: Smc5-Smc6 complex; site of double-strand break; nucleus. The record is from RefSeq and is a predicted model, not a curated record. Lineage: Eukaryota; Fungi; Ascomycota; Sordariomycetes; Hypocreales; Hypocreaceae. Gene Ontology annotation, biological process: double-strand break repair via homologous recombination. The transcript has a single exon. Gene Ontology annotation, molecular function: single-stranded DNA binding; damaged DNA binding.